Rhea pennata is the source of this 4105-nucleotide messenger RNA. It is a transcript of the gene CEP131, whose product is annotated as centrosomal protein 131. Gene Ontology annotation, cellular component: centriolar satellite. NCBI's taxonomy places the organism in Eukaryota, Metazoa, Chordata, Aves, Rheiformes, Rheidae. Gene Ontology annotation, biological process: regulation of centrosome duplication; intraciliary transport involved in cilium assembly; cilium assembly. The transcript has 26 exons. The record is from RefSeq and is a predicted model, not a curated record. The coding region runs from base 506 to 3796 and encodes 1096 amino acids.
GGGGGUGCUGGCACCUUGGCCCCUUCCCCGCGGAGCUGGAGCGGCUGGGACGGGUCCGGGAGGGGGUGUUCGGAGCUGAGCCUGCCCCACGGCGCUGGCUCGCGUCCGAGCAGCCGUGACCCGCGUGCUGGGGCGGUCGGCUGGGCUGCAGCGCUGGGGCCUGCUUUUCACGGGUGCCUCAACGGCAGUCCGGCAGCGAUGGAGUAAGGACGAGGAGAUAAGAGCGCUGUGUUUUCUUUGUAGGCAGCAAAGUGAUGGCUCAGCUCAGCAGAGGAAACUUUUAAGACUUUACUGCUCCUUAUCUUAGCAGUAAAAAGCUCCCGUCUUGUUUUGUCAGCUCUGUUCAGCGGUGUUCGGAUGCUGAAAUACUGGGCGGUGCGUUGUUGUUUGGACGCACGCCUUGGCUUUUGCACCCGUAGGCUGCAGAAGGAGAAGGCUGUCGCUGCAAUCUGCCUGGUCCCAAGCCAAGCGCUAGCUGAGGGCCUCCCCUUUUUUUGGCUUGAAAAUGAAGAGCACUCGUAGCAGUUCCUCGUUCCAAGGUGUCAGUUCUGACAGCGUGGACUUGAGCCUGACAGGCCUUCCUGUGCAGGUCACGCGGCGCCCAAGCAGCGCGUCUCCUGCCAAGCACAUGGCACGCUCCAUCUCGGUCAUCACCGACGGCAAACCAAAGAGGAAUGCUCUGGAAGAUGCGGGAUCCCGGGCGAUUAACAACCUCCGGAGAUCCAAUAGCACCACCCAGGUUAACCAGCGGGUGAACAGCACGCUCAGCCCAGAGCAGGCAGGAGACUUCCUGACCUUCUUUGACAGCCCUUCUGGUAGAAGAAAGAAACUAGCGAGUCUGAGCAAAACUUCCCCAGAGAAAAAAACAACAUGGAACAUCUUGGAUGAUCAGCCACGAGUGUUCCCUGGCUCAUCUGGCACCCACAGCUCUGGCACCCUUGAGCCACCUGCAGGCAUGAGGAAAAAAGAAGCCACUGUACUCCUGGCAGCCAAUUUCACUGCCAACAACAGGAGCAACAAGGGCGCAAUGGGCAACUGCGUCACCACCAUGGUGCACAACAACUACUCCACCUCUGAUAAGGGCCCUGCACCCAAAAGCUCCAACCAGGCACCAAGCUCCCUCAAUAAUGUUAUCAAGGCGACCUCAAAUGAGGAGAAUGAAAGCAGCAGUUUCAUGAAGUCUCAGAAAAAUUUCUCCAGCAACAACAUCAUGACGUGCAACAACAACAGCAGCCUGCUCCGGAGGAAGGAGGUGACGGAAGAGGAGGCAGAGAGGUUCAUUCAGCAGGUGAACCUUGCAGCUGUAACUAUCCAGCGCUGGUACCGACACCACUCGCAAAGGCACAGGAUGGGCACGGCCGCUCUGGAGCGCCUGUUGGCUUCCAAACGAGAGGAGAGGCAGCAGCAGAUGGAGGAGGGAAAUAUCCUGGAUUUGCAUGAGAAAAAGGAUGAGGAACGCCGGAAGAUCCGAGAGGAGAAAGCUCGCCUAGCCCGACAUGCUGCUAUCCAGGAGCUUCAACAGAAAAGGGCUCAAAAGGCUUCUGAUAUUAAGCACUUGGCAGAAGAAGAGCUUGCGUUGAUGAAGGAGAGCAGAAGGACCGCAAAGAAAAAGCCUGCCAAACCUGCUUCUGGAAAGAAUGUCAGUCCAACCAACAGUGUCGUCAAAGCCAAUAAUGCUGAUGCCAAUUUCCACUCACUCACUGCAGAACCAGAAGAAAGUGCCCUUGCAGACCUUGGCUCCAUGCCUUCACAGGAUCAUGGGACAGAGAGCAAGUUACAGGAUAUGAGCUCUAGAGAGACAGGUGGAGAGGAUCUGGAGAUGGCAGUUACUGCUGCCAGCAGGGCUCAGUCAAAAGUCACUCUCAGUGAGCUACUGGACACCCUCAGGCUGUUGGAGGAAGAGCCAGAGCUGCUGCCCCAGCCGAAAAUCUUCAAGAAGGACAAAUAUGCCUGGAUAGAUGGGGAGCCGGACUCCAAUUCCCUGACUGCUGAUAACUUGGAGAAGUUUGGGAAGUUGAACCAUUCCCCUGGGGUCCCUGAGGAUGGGGCCUUGCUCUCAGAGGCCAAACUCCAAAGCAUCAUUAGCUUCCUGGAUGAGAUGGAGAAGUCUGAGCAGGAGAGACCCAGAUCUGCUGCUUCAGCCACGCAGCGGGAGGGACUCCUCUCUGAAGAGGAGCUGGCUCACUUGGAGCAGGCAUCAGCUGUUGCCACAGAAGUCACCAGCUCCAUCAUGAGGCUGAAGCUGGAAGUAGAAGAGAAGAAGCGAGCUGUCAGCCUGCUGCAGACAGCACUGGCUCAGCAGAGGGAACUGACUAUUCGGCAUGUCAAACAGACGGAGAAGGAGCUUGGCCACCAGCUCAGGCUGCAGAGAGAACACUAUGAGGCCGCUAUCCAGCGGCACCUGACCUUCAUCGACAAGCUUAUUGAUGAUAAGAAGAUGCUGAGUGAGAAGUGUGAGGCCGUGGUAACUGAGCUGAAACAAGUAGACCAGAAAUACAGCAAGAAGAUUGCCCAGAUGCAGGAGCAGCAUGAGCUGGAGAUCAAGAAACUCAAGGAACUGAUGAGUGCAACAGAGAAAAUAAGGCGAGAGAAGUGGAUGGAUGAGAAAACCAAAAAGAUCAAAGAAAUCACUGUGAAAGGGCUGGAGCCAGAGAUCCAGAAACUCAUCGCCAAACACAAGCAGGACAUCAAGAAGCUGAAGAUGCUGCAUGAGGCAGAACUGCUGCAAUCCGAUGAGCGGGCAGCCCAGCGCUAUUUCCGUCAGGCAGAGGAGCUGCGUGACCUGCUGGAGCGUGAGAAGGAGGAACAGAGCCAACGGGAGAGGGAACUGGCCCGGCAGCAAUGUGAGAAGCACUUGGAGCAGGAGGAACAGGCAUUGCAGCAGCAGCGAUGCCGGCUCUACGCAGAAGUGGCUGAGGAGAAGGAGCGGCUCAGCCAGCAAGCGGCCAGGCAGAGAGCAGAGCUGGAGGAGCUGAGGCAGCAGCUGGAGGCGAACAGCUCUGCUGUCACCAAGGCAUUGAAGGAGGAGUAUGCAAAGGAGAAGGAAGAGCACGAGAGGCGGCAUCAGACAGAAGUGAAGGUGCUCAAGGACCGGCUAGAGAUUGAGAAGCAGGCCUGGGAGGCAAACUACAUGAAGAAGGAGGAAGCCUGGCUGCUCUCCCGGGAACGGGAGCUGAGGGAAGAGGUGAGGAAGGAGAGAGACAAAGAGAUCGAGUUGGUAAUCCAGCGCCUGGAGGCCGACAUGUCCUCCGCCAAGGAGGAGUGCGAGAGGGCGGCAGAGAACAGGAUUAAGAGGAUCCGAGACAAAUACGAGGCGGAAGUCCAGGAGCUGGAGAGAUCUGAGCGGAAGCUGCAGGAGCGUUGCAAUGAACUGAAGAGGCGACUGGCUGAGUUGGAAGGGGAGAGUCUUCAUCUGCAAGGCCUUGUGAAGUACAAGGAGCAGGAGGUGGAGGAGAUAAGGAAGGUGAGGGACCAGCUGGCCCAGGAGCGGAGCAGCCUGGCAGAAGUGAUCCGCCAGGAAUUUGCUGACAGGCUGGUGGGGACAGAGGAAGAGAACAAGCAGCUAAAGGCAGAGAUGGCAGAGAUGAGAGCCCGGCAGCGCCUGGAGCUGGACAGGAUAGUGCGGGAGAAGGAUGAAGAGCUGGAGGAGGUUCACAGGAGGGUGAAGACAGCCGUUGUGAAAAAGGAAGAGAGUGUGAACAGCCUUCGGAAGCAAUACGAAGCGGCGGUGAAGAGAGCUGACCACCUGGAAGCCCUUCUAGAGCAACAGCGAAAACAGCUGCUGGCUGCCAAAUAACUGUCUUGCCAUGCAGGGGCUGCUGCCCUGCGGCACGUGGCCAGAGAGGGCGAGAGUGCCCUGGGGAUGCCUGCUGGACCCGUGCUCUGCGUGGGCUGACGCUGAUGUGUACACGUAGGGGAUGUGCGUGCGUACGGCCGGGCUGCGGUGAGGUUCUCCUUUCCGUCACGUGUGCCGUUGUCUUUUUCUUUUUUUUAAACAACCUCUGUUACUUGUGUCUCAGCCCGUGACUCCUGCUGGGGGCACUCGAUAACAUUCAAGUUUUCUGUGGUUGUAUUUUAACAAUAAAUUUCGCGCUGGUUUCUACAA